GAAGUGCAAAAAUUAAAUUAACAUAAAAAAUGGCUGCAUAUCGGAGCGUAGUACCUUUACAAAAUAUGAUGUCCAGGGUGGCUCCUGGCACUGCUUUAGGUAGGCAGUCAGGACCUCAGAGGCGCGUGGCUUUAGUAGAACGCGGCACUGCGUUUGAAUUGCAAUUCUCGUUGUUAACCAACACAUGCAAAAUUCAAAGGCGCUCUUACAGUAAUUCGAAUAAAGUACUGAAGAAAUUGGAAAAAUCUACUACUCACGUGAAGACGGAAUACUUUGAGCCUCUGCCGUUGUAUAACGAACCCAUUUUGCAAUACAAUUCAGGAUCCCCGGAACGUUUGGCACUUGAGAGAGAGCUGCAAGUGAUACUUAAUCAUGUGGAGAUUGUUCCAAUAGUUGUUAAUGGCGAUGAAAUUCGCUCCACCUUCGAUAAGACACAGGUGCUUCCUUUCAAUAUAGAGAAGCCGAUUGCUCGAUAUGGUCAUGCUCAUACUCAACUUAUUGAGCAUGCCAUCGAAAAGUCCGUUGAGGCGCAAAAAGCUUGGGACUCAACUAGCUUGGGUCAGCGUAUGGAAAUAUGGAAAGAAGCAGCCGAUUUGAUUGCCACAAAAUAUCGUUGCAAAAUAAUGGCGGCAACAAUGCUGGGCCAAGGGAAAACAGUAAGGCAGGCAGAAGUGGAUGUUGCCGAAUUAGUUGACUUUAUGCGCCUAAAUGCAUUGUUUCUGCGAGAAUUAAUGAACUAUAAGCCCAUAAAUAAUUGCCCCGCCGCACAUCGAAAUUAUAUGAGACUACGGGGAUUUAGUGGUUUUGUGGCUGCCAUUAGCCCCUUUAAUUAUACCUCGAUUGCCGGCCAUUUGGCCUAUACACCCGCCCUCAUGGGUAAUGCGGUGUUAUGGAAACCGAGUGACUCGGCUAUACUAUCUAAUUGGUAUGUCUUCGAGGCUCUCCGAGCAGCUGGAGUACCCGACGGGGUUGUGAAUUUCGUGCCAGCCGAGGAAACAUUGUUCGCUAAGGUUUGUACACGUAGCUCGAAGUUGGCUGGCAUCAACUUCACUGGCACUGCGGGUGUUUUGAAGGUAUUGUGGCAACUUGUGGCCAACAACAUUAACGCCUAUGAGAACUAUCCUCGUCUGGUGGGGGAGUGUGGGGGCAAGAAUUUCCAUUUUGUGCACCGAUCGGCAGAUAUUAAAACGGUUGUAGCUACCACAAUACGUUCUGCCUUCGAAUAUGCAGGUCAAAAGUGUAGCUCCUGUUCAAUGCUUUAUGUUCCUGAAUCCCUGUGGGAAUCGAAGAUUAAAGCUGCCUUGCUGAAAAUCACAAGUCGUCUCUUUGUGAGCGAUGCCACCUAUACUGACUGCUUUUACUCCGCGGUGAUCAACAAACGGGCCUUCCAACGCAUUUGCAUGUACCUUCACUAUAUUGAGAACGAUGAGAACUGUCGGGUUCUGAUUGGGGGUACAAGCUCUCAGAAGCGUGGCUACUAUGUGGAUCCCACUAUUGUCCAAGUUACCAACCUGAACGAUCGAAUAUGCAAGGAGGAACUGCUAGGCCCUAUUCUGUGUGUGUAUGUCUACAAGGACAAUGAGCUUGCGGAGGUUAUGCAAACUGUGGCCAAGAUAAAUCAGGGACUGACAGGCUCCGUAUUUGCGAGCGAUAGUCAGUUUAUAGAAGAAGCUUGUGAGGCUUUCAGACUCAAUGUGGGAAAUUUAAAUAUCAAUGAUAAGUGCUCUGGCGCCAUGGUUGGACAGCAACCUUUUGGCGGCGGCCAAAAGACAGGAACCAAUGAUAAGAUGGGCAAUCCACAUCAUUUGCUGCGUUGGACCUCACCGCAGGCGAUUAAAGAGUCUUUUGUGCCACAUGUAAAUAUAUACUAUCCUCAUAUGGAAAUUAGCGACGCUGUUAUGAGGGUAACCCAGAUAGACGAUGUGCCUGCUGCUGAUGUGAAUAAAAAUUCGGAUAAGAGUGUUGUUGGAUAACUAUCGAAAUGAUCAGCUUUAAGAAAAUAUAGUAUGUCAGUUUCAAACAAAUACCUGAAAAUAAAACACUUCGAUUCUACCUAAAAA
Scaptodrosophila lebanonensis is the source of this 2060-nucleotide messenger RNA. It is a transcript of the gene P5CDh2, whose product is annotated as delta-1-pyrroline-5-carboxylate dehydrogenase, mitochondrial. The record is from RefSeq and is a predicted model, not a curated record. The transcript has 2 exons. Gene Ontology annotation, cellular component: mitochondrial matrix. Lineage: Eukaryota; Metazoa; Arthropoda; Insecta; Diptera; Drosophilidae. The coding region runs from base 30 to 1973 and encodes 647 amino acids. Gene Ontology annotation, molecular function: L-glutamate gamma-semialdehyde dehydrogenase (NAD+) activity.